Pestalotiopsis fici W106-1 is the source of this 1476-nucleotide messenger RNA. RefSeq lists its product as uncharacterized. Gene Ontology annotation, biological process: maturation of SSU-rRNA; ribosomal small subunit biogenesis. The record is from RefSeq and is a predicted model, not a curated record. The transcript has a single exon. The coding region runs from base 1 to 1476 and encodes 491 amino acids. Gene Ontology annotation, cellular component: preribosome, small subunit precursor. Lineage: Eukaryota; Fungi; Ascomycota; Sordariomycetes; Amphisphaeriales; Sporocadaceae. Gene Ontology annotation, molecular function: RNA endonuclease activity.
AUGGAGCAGCCCUCAGAAGCCCAGCAACCGGCGGAGACGCUGCCGCCGCUGUCACAAUCGCAGCCCGUCGAUACACCACAAGAGACGCCGUCUGUGCCCUCAAAACCGAUCCACAGUCUCGUCAUCGACACCGGACCGCUCAUCAAGAAUGACCCGCCCAUCAGCACGCUCCUUGCGCAGGCCGAAGAAUUGUACACACUGCCCUCGGUCAUACCCGAGAUCAAGGACGAGGCAACGCGGAUACGAGUACAGACGCAGCUGAUGCCCUUCUUGACCCUCCGCAGCCCAAAGCCUGAGAGCAUCACAUUUGUCACCAACUUUGCCCGCCGCACUGGUGACCUCGAAGUCCUCAGCAAGCCCGAUUUGCACCUGAUCGCACUGGCUUACGAGUUGGAAUGCGAGCGCAAUGGAGGAGACUGGAGACUGCGGAAAGAGCCCUCGCAAAAGAGAGUAAAUGGCAAGUCGCCCGCUCAAAUCGCCAAGGACGAGGCCGAGGCGGCAGAGAAGGGGGUCAGCAACACGGAGGAGGCUGCAAACGAGGGCGACAAGGAAGCAACAAUCACCGAGGUCGAUGCGACUAGCACAGAGCAGCAAGAUAGCACGAGUGCUGAGACCACUGCUCCUGAUAAUGCUCCCAUCGAUGGGCCAUCCCCCGCAGAGCAGCCAGAACAACCGGCAGAAGAGUCUACCAGUGUAUCGGAAGAUGCUCCCGUAAUAUCACAAGAGGCCAUUACACACCAACUCGACACCUUGACCCUCGAGCCCGAGAAGGAAAUCAUACCAGAACAGGAGGCCCCAACAGAGGAACAAGACCCCGCCCAAGCCCAAGAAGAUGACGACGAUGAGGAUGGCUGGAUCACACCGUCCAACCUGAAGAAGCAUAAGCAAAAGGACCAGCAGGCGGCGCCCGAGCAGCCGAUCCAGAGGCUUCUGCAGGUGGCGCUUCUCACGUCGGAUUACGCCAUGCAAAACGUGCUCCUGCGCAUCAACCUGAACCUGGUGUCGCCCAGCAUGGCACGCAUCACGCGCGUCAAGCAGUGGGUGCUGCGCUGCCACGGGUGCUUCCAGAUCACGCGCAUCAUGAGCAAGCAGUUCUGCCCCAAGUGCGGCCAGCCCACCCUGACGCGCGUGAGCUGCUCGACGGACCAGAACGGCAACUUUCAGGUGCACCUGAAGAAGAAUUUCCAGUGGAACAACCGCGGCGCCGUCUACAGCGUACCCAAGCCGGUCCACGGCACGUCCAACGGAAAGUACCGGGGCCAGGGCGGCGGCAAGAACGGCUGGGGACGAGAUCUCAUCCUGGCCGAGGACCAGAAGGAGUUUAUCCAGAAGACGGAUGCCGAGCGGCGGCUCCGCCAGCGGGAUCUGAUGGAUGAGGAUUACCUCCCCGGCAUUCUGACGGGCUACAGACAGAGUGGUACCGGCAAGGUACGUGUGGGAGCUGGUCGAAAUGUCAAUUCGAGGAAGAGAAACUAG